AUGGAGACUCCCGUGGAGGCCUUCGAACGCCUGCGUCAGGCGCUAAAUGUGCUCAAGGAUCACCACUACGACCCCUGGAACUGGCAUGAGUAUCUUUCAGACGAGCCAGAGGAGGGCGAAGAGGAGGAAGAGGAAGAGGAGGAGCUUUUCAAGGAUCUGGAGAUGCUGGCGCUCAAGCCGAAGCGGCGCAAGAAUAUCGACAAGCUCAAAGCGCACCUUCUUACGGUCGUUCAGGAGCUGAAUCGCGCGGGCCACGCCGCCGACCUAGCGUAUUACUACAUGUCCGUGCAGCCCCAGCUCAUGAAGGAGUGUGUCGUCAUCAUGGGCGUGGCUGGAGACAUCGAUGAGGACCUCCUCAAUGAGAGUGGUGAUGCCUCCCCGGAGAAGAUCAUGGCCGCCUUGCAGGCCAAGCUGGAUGCGGCCCACGAGCGCAUCGAGGAGCUCACGGAUGAGGUGACCGACCUGAAGAAAAGGCUCAAGCAGAAGACGGAGGAAAGCGAGGACAGAUGGGGGCACUGGCAGAGGUCGAAGAUGCAGGGUGAAGAAGCGAUGCAGAGACUCGACGAGACGACGCGGUCCUUGAUGCUGGUCUUGGAAAGAGAGGGCAAGCUUGCGGCUGCUUAC
Messenger RNA from Symbiodinium sp. CCMP2456, 624 nucleotides. Lineage: Eukaryota; Dinophyceae; Suessiales; Symbiodiniaceae. The record is from the annotation of a GenBank genome assembly.